UUUAUCAGUUUCAGUUGAGACUUCAUCAUAGAAUCACCUAACAAGAAAAUGUUCAAAUUCGUUGCCUUCUUUGCCUGCGUUUCCAUGGCCUUGGCUGCCCCUGGCUUGGUUGCCGAACACCACACCGUUGUACAGGAGCCCGUCUUGGCCAAAGUAGGCACUGUGGUCCACAGUGCCCCCUCUGCUGUCUCUCAUCAAAGUUUUACUCGCGUCCACAACAAGGCUGUCAUUGAACCCGUUGUGGCACCUGUUGUCAAGACCACUGUCCACGCUGCCCCCCUUGUGCCUGUUGUAAAGACUGUGGAGCCUGUUGUACCUGUGGUCAAGACCGUUGAACCUGUAGUGCCUGUGGUCAAGACCGUUGAACAUGUGGUGCCCGUUGUAAAGACAGUUGCUGCCGCCCCCGUCGUCCAUACUGUAGCUGCCGCCCCUGUAGUCCACACUGUGGCUGCUGCCCCCGUUGUUCAAACCUAUCAUGCCGCUCCCGUCGUCAGCCAUGCCGUUUCCCACCAAUCCCAUGUUCAAGUUCAUUCCAAUGCCGCCCUUGUUGCUCCUGCUGUUGUCCAUGCUGCCACACCCGUUGUCCACUCUGUGCCCCUUGUCCACUCCGUUCCCGUUGCCCAUGAGCAGCAGCAGCAUAGGUAUGAACCACAGGAGCUGCAGCAUAAGUCUUCAACACUGGAGCAGCGGCAUAGGUGUGGACUACGGUUGGACUUUUGUGUUGGCAUACACAAGUGCAGCAAAUUAUUCAACAUAAUGAUUAUGUUGAGUGAUGCCUUCAUUCAUUCAAAGCAGAAUACCACAGGUCACGCAUGCAAUGAUUUUUUUGAAAUUGAAACCUGGGUUAUCCUUUUGGGUUUCUUGGCUGCUGCUCAAGCUGCUCCCGGUUUGGUGUCUCAAACCCAUUCCAUUGUCCAGCCUGCUGUGUACUCGGCGCCAUUGGUUAAAACUUUGGCCACACCCGUAGUCCAUACCUAUGCCGCUGCCCCUGUGCUAAAGACUUAUGCCGCUGCUCCUGUGGUUCAUACCUAUGCUGCUGCUCCUGUUGUUAAAACCAUUGCUUCACCCGUGGUCCAUACUUAUGCCGCUGCACCAGUAGUUAAAACCUAUGCUGCUCCAGUUGUUCACACCUAUGCUGCUGCCCCUGUCGUACACUUGGGUUAAGACCUGUCUUGUAGCCAAUAGAAGUUCCCAUAUUUAAAUUGCCAUUGUU
Stomoxys calcitrans (stable fly) is the source of this 1213-nucleotide messenger RNA. Its product is annotated as cuticle protein LPCP-23-like. Lineage: Eukaryota; Metazoa; Arthropoda; Insecta; Diptera; Muscidae. The coding region runs from base 49 to 1164 and encodes 371 amino acids. The record is from RefSeq and is a predicted model, not a curated record. The transcript is spliced from 5 exons.